GAAAUGGCGCAGCACACAGUUAAACUGGACCAGGAAAAAAUCUCCUGUUCAAUCUGUCUGGAUCUACUGAAGGAUCCAGUGACUAUUCACUGUGGACACAGCUACUGUAUGAACUGUAUUAAAAGCCACUGGGAUGAAGAGGAUCUGAGACAAAUCUACAGCUGUCCUCAGUGCAGACAGACCUUCACACCAAGACCUGUCCUGAUGAAAAACACCAUGUUAGCAGAUUUAGUGGAGGACCUGAAGAAGACUGGACUCCAAGCUGCUCCAGCUGAUCACUGCUAUGCUGGACCUGAAGAUGUGGCCUGUGAUUUCUGUACUGGGAGAAAACUGAAAGCUGUCAAGUCCUGUCUGCAGUGUCUGGUCUCUUACUGUGAGCAACACCUCCAGCCUCACUAUGAAUCUCCUGCCUUUGAAAAACACAAGCUGGUCAACCCCUCCAAGAAGCUUCAGGAGAACAUCUGCUCUCAUCAUGAUGAGGUGAUGAAGAUGUUUUGUCGCACUGAUAAAACAUGUAUCUGUUAUCUGUGCUCUGUGGAUGAACAUAAAGGACAUGAUACAGUCUCAGCUGCAGCAGAAAGGAAUGAGAAGCAGAGAGAGCUAAAGGCUAGUCAGCAAAAGGUCCAGCAGAGAAUCCAGGACAGAGAGAAAGAUGUGAAGAUGCUUCAGCAGGAGAUGGAGAAUAUUAAUAACUCUGCUGAUAAAGCAGUGAGGGACAGCGAGAAGAUCUUCAAUGAGCUGAUCCAUCUCAUUGAGAAAAGAAGCUCUGAUGUGAAGCAGCAGAUCAGAUCCAGGCACAAAACUGAAGUGAGUCGAGUCAAAGAGCUUCAGGAGAAGCUCCAGCAGGAGAUCACUGAUCUGAAGAGGAAAGAUACUGAACUGAAACAGCUCUCAGACACAAAGGAUCACAUCCAUUUUUUACACUCCUACCCCUCACUGUCACAACUCAGUGAAUCUACAGACUCAUCCAGCAUCAAACAUCGUCCUCUGCAGUACUUUGACAGUGUGACUAUGGCUGUGUCAGAACUCAGAGAUAAAAUACAGGACAUCUUUAAUGAGGAAUGGACCAGGAUCUCACUGAGAAUGAGAUCAGUUGAUGUUUUACUGCCACAAGCAGAACCCAAGACCAGAGAUGAGUUCUUACAAUACUCUCGUCAAGUCACACUGGAUCCAAACACAGCACACGUACAGCUGUUAUUGACUGAGGGGAACAGAAAGGCAACAGUGAUGAGAGAUGAACAGUUAUAUCCUCAUCAUCUGAACAGAUUCACUCGACUGCAGCAGGUCCUGAGUAGAGAGAGUCUGACUGGACGCUGUUAUUGGGAGGUAAAGAAGCCACAAUAUGGAGCCAUAGUAGCAGUCGCCUUCAAGAAUAUUAGCAGAACAGGAGGUGAAAGUAGAUUAGGAACAAAUGAAAAGUCUUGGGCUUUAGAGUGUGAUGGUGAGAAAUAUAAAUUAAUUCAUAAUAAAGUCAACACUUCCAUCGCAGGUCCUAAGUCUACCAGAGUAGGAGUGUACCUGGAUCACAGUGCAGGUAUUCUGUCCUUCUACGGUGUCUCAGACACUAUGACUCUCCUCCACAGAGUCCAGACCACAUUCACUCAGCCUCUCUAUGCUGGACUCAGCGUUCAUGGGUUUGAUUGCUCUGUUGAACUGUGUGAGCUCAAAUAG
This is a messenger RNA of Scomber japonicus (chub mackerel), 1671 nucleotides long. RefSeq names its product tripartite motif-containing protein 16-like. Gene Ontology annotation, molecular function: zinc ion binding; protein binding. NCBI's taxonomy places the organism in Eukaryota, Metazoa, Chordata, Actinopteri, Scombriformes, Scombridae. Bases 4 to 1671 code for a protein of 555 amino acids. The transcript has a single exon. The record is from RefSeq and is a predicted model, not a curated record.